AUGCAGAGAAGAAAUAAUUUAAGUAAGUCUACCAAACGUAGGAGAUUAUUAGACGAGAAAAACUACAUCAAAACAUUGUCGCAUAAUGAUAGUUUUAUUACUUUAAACUCCGUAGAAUUAAAUAAUACCUGUACUAUGGUAACUAACCCUUUGAUAGAACCAACUACAAAUUAUACAGACAUUGAUCAUGUACCACAUCAUUCUCCAUCUGUUGGUUUUGAUUUACCUACCAAUAAUGUUGAUCAAUUAUUGUUAAAUAAUGAUUCUACAUCAUUAUUGCUAGGGAAUGGCGAUGAAAAUGUUGAUCCAAUUGAAGAAGUAACUAGAUCUAGAGAUAUAAUUGAGGAUAUAGUUCAAUGGGCCUUAGAUCAAAAUAUACCUAACAAUAAUUUUGAUAAGUUAUUAAAUAUUUUAAGAAAACAUAAAUGUUUUGAACAUUUACCAGCUUCUUGUAGAACUUUAUACAAAAUGUACUCUGGGGUAUCUUAUGAAAAACCUGUUGAAGUUCAAAUAGUUAGUCCAGGAAUAUAUUACCAUUUUGGCGUGGCUGAUAACAUCAAAAAAUAUAUUGAUUUUAAUUAUUUAGAAGAUACAAUUAGAUUAGUUAUAGGCGUAGAUGGCUUGCCUUUGUCGAAAAGUUCAGGCAGUUGUUUUUGGCCUAUUCUUGGUUAUUUGAGCAGACAGCGUAUGCAAUCUGUAUUUCUCAUAGGAAUUUAUUGGGGAAAUAAAAAACCAGAUAAUAGCAAUGCAUUUAUUAAAUAUUUUGUGGAUGAAAUAAAACAACUUAUAACUAAUGGAAUUAAUGUUAAACAGUACACUGAAAAUAACACAUUAAUUGAUGUUCAUAAAAAAGUUACUGUUGAUGCAUUUUGUUGCGACCAGCCUGCAAAAAGUUUUUUACUUAAUACAAAAUCCCAUUGUGGUUUUUAUUCUUGUACCAGAUGUACUGUUAAAGGUAAAUACUUAAUGAGGCGAGUGUGUUUCCCUAAAUUGAAUUGUUCAAAACGGACACAUGAAGAUUUUGUAGGUAAAAUUCAACGCCAGUAUCAUAAUGAUAAACACCAAGUAACAGAAAUACUUAAUAUUCCAAAUUUUGAUGUAGUAAAUCAUUUUAGUAUUGAUUACAUGCAUGCUGUAUGUUUAGGAGCAGUCAAGAAAAUAUUAAUGCUUUGGAAAGGUGAUACGAUAUACAAACGCAAUAUUAAUAAACAAAAGUUAAAUUCUCUUCAAAUUAAACAUAUUUCUGAACGUUUAGUUUCUUUUAGAAAUAGUGUUCCAUGUGAAUUUGCCCGUAAGCCAAGAUCACUAGAGGAAUUGCCUAGGUUUAAAGCCACAGAAUUAAGAUUGAUUUUAUUAUACUUGGGACCGCUGUCGAUUCAUUCUAUUGUAUCAAAAAAGAUUUAUAAACAUUUUUUAAGCUUAAAUAUUGCUAUGACAAUAUUUUUGAGCCCCAACUAUAAUAUGUUAGCAUCUUCAGCUAAAUCUAUCAUGAAUGAUUUUGUUAAACAAUUUGCAUAUUUGUAUGGAAGUCAUUUUGUUUCCCAUAAUAUACAUUCUUUAAUUCAUUUAUAUGAUGACUAUAAUUUAUAUGGACCACUCGAUAAUGUUAGCUGCUUUAAAUUUGAAAAUUACAUGUGUGGAUUAAAAAAAAUGGUCCGCAAAAAUGACAAACCUCUUCAACAAGUCGUAAAGAGAUGUCAAGAACGUUCAUUGUCAUUGAAGACUAAUUGUGAAAAUAAUGUAAAUAAUAUUCCUAUAAAACAGUUUAAAGUGGAACAUAGUGAAGGUCCACUUACAAAUGAGACUUCUUCUCCUCAGUACAAAAUAUUAAUAUUAGAUCAAAUCAAAGUUAAAAUACAUGUUAAUGCUGAUUCAUAUGUUGGCUUAAAAACUAAUGGAAAUUUACAAAUUAUUAAAGUAGUUAAUAUUUGUUACUGUCAACAAUUAAAAAAACAAAUUUUACUAGGAAGACAAUUCCUUAAAUUGGAAUGUUUUUUUAAAGAACCUAUAAAGAGCAAUACAAUGGGUAUCUAUAAAGUCAGUGACUUUUCAAAAACUAUAUGUAUAUGGAAUAUUGAAGAUGUAAUGACCAAAUACAUGAUUUUAUCUCCUGAUAAUAUCGACAUAAUGGUUGCUUAUCCAGUCAUACAUUUUAAUAAUUAA
Molecule: messenger RNA, 2163 nt
Organism: Macrosiphum euphorbiae (potato aphid)
Lineage: Eukaryota; Metazoa; Arthropoda; Insecta; Hemiptera; Aphididae
Source: the annotation of a GenBank genome assembly